GGAGCCCGGCGGGGAGGCCGUCCCUCCUGCAGCCCAGGGACCUCACAGCAAGUCCUGGAGCGGCCGGCUGCUCUCGACGCCCAGCGACGGAGCCGCGACUAGGCCCUGGCCUCACCGAAAGGCUGUGAGGGAGAUGGAAGGGACGGAGACCCGACACCGGAGGCUGGAAGGCUGUGCCAGGCCCGAGGAGCCGGGACCGCCCUGGCCCGUCAGCCCUGGAAGAGGGGCCGAGGAAUCCGAGGACGCGCACCGGGGGGCCCCCGAGCCGCCCGCCCCGCCCGUGGAGGUCGAGCCCCGCCGGGAGACCGCCGUGACCAUCGGCACGCAGGUGGUGGUGCCCUUCCUGCUCGCAGGCCUGGGGCUGGCCUGGGCCGGCCUGCUCCUCGACUACUUCCAGCACUGGCCAGUGUUUGUGGAGGUGAAAGACCUGCUGACGCUGGUGCCGCCCCUGGUGGGCCUGAAGGGGAACCUGGAAAUGACGCUGGCGUCGCGGCUCUCCACCGCGGCCAACACUGGGCAGAUCGAUGACCCCCAGGAGAAACGCAGGGUGAUCAGCAGCAACCUCGCCCUGGUGCAGGUGCAGGCCACCGUCGUGGGGCUCCUGGCGGCCACGGCCGCCCUGCUGCUGGGCGCGGUGUCUCGGGAGGAGCUGGACGUGGCCAAGGUGGCCCUGCUCUGCGCCAGCAGCGCCCUCACCGCGUUCCUCGCCGCCUUCGCCCUCGGCCUGCUCAUGGUCUGCAUAGUGAUGGGCGCUCGCAAACUGGGCGUCAACCCGGACAACAUCGCCACGCCCAUCGCGGCCAGCCUGGGAGACCUCAUCACCCUCUCCAUUCUGGCCUUGGUCAGCAGCUUCCUGUACCAGCACAGAGACGCCUGGUACCUGGCGCCCCUGGCCUGCGCCGGCCUCGUGGCCCUGACCCCGCUCUGGGUGGCCGUGGCCCAGCAGAACCCACCCGUCGUGAACAUCCUCAAGUUCGGGUGGCUCCCCAUUGUGCUGGCCAUGGUCAUCAGCAGCGUGGGCGGACUCAUUCUGAGCAUGACGGCACAGAAGCAGCAGUUCCAAGGCAUGGCCAUCUUCACGCCCGUCAUGUGUGGAGUUGGUGGCAACCUGGUGGCCAUCCAGACCAGCCGAGUCUCUACCUUCCUGCACAUUUGGAGCACCCCCGGUGUUCUGCCCCUCCAGAUGAAAAGGUUCUGCCCAAACCCCUGCUCCACUUUCUGUACCUCAGACACCAACGCCACGUCGGCGCGCGUGCUGCUCUCGCUGGCGGUCCCCGGCCAUCUCGUCUUCUUCUACAUCAUCCGCCUGGCGGAGGGCCCGGCGCUCACGCUCAGCGCCACCUUCGUGGCGCUCUACCUGCUGGCCGGCCUGCUGCAGGUGGCCGUCCUGCUGUUCCUGGCCGAGGUGACGGUUCGGCUGGCGUGGCGCCAGGCCCUGGACCCCGACAACCACUGCAUCCCCUACCUCACGGGGCUGGGGGACCUGCUGGGCACCGGCCUGCUCGCCCUCUGCUUCUUCCUGGACUGGCUGCUGAGGAGCCGGGAGGAAGCGGCCCCCGGGCCCCCCUGACGGACGGCCCGCACCCCGCCUGCGAGCGGCGCGCGGCCGCGACCCUUCCACCGCGGGCCCGGCCCGGCCCGGCCGCCCUGCCGGGGACCGGCCCCGCAGGCCUGGGCUCGGCGUGAGGAGGCCGCGCGGACCCGGCCCCCGGGGCCCCGGCAGGGUCCGGCGGGAGGCGCGGGCGCCCGGGCCGCUCCCCGCGGCCCUGCACCCCACCGCCGCCCCCAGCCCGGGGCGCGGCCUCGGCUCGCUCCCGGUUUUCCUUUCUUCCUUGUUGUCUUUUAAAACGCAAAGCCCCCGUUUGGAUUUCCAUUUCCAUGACGCAUAAAAUAAAACCCGGUGACGCUGUGCGCA
Molecule: messenger RNA, 1915 nt
Organism: Perognathus longimembris pacificus (Pacific pocket mouse)
Lineage: Eukaryota; Metazoa; Chordata; Mammalia; Rodentia; Heteromyidae
Gene: Slc41a3
Product: solute carrier family 41 member 3
Exons: 11
Coding region: 134-1570 (478 amino acids)
Biological process (GO): monoatomic cation transport
Cellular component (GO): plasma membrane
Molecular function (GO): monoatomic cation transmembrane transporter activity
Source: RefSeq, a predicted model, not a curated record